UGAGAGGCUUGACAGUUUAUUAUUAUGCCCCUGUUUUUGUCAUGCACAUAUGGGCAAUAUAUAGCAAAUUAAUGAUCUGGUUUCAAAUGCGCACUACUCCAGCUAUGUUAACAUCGUCUUAUGACAUGGAACAAUUCUUUAGAUGGGCAUCGCGAUGGCGUUUAGCAAUAGAAACCGUGGGUAACUUCUCUCAUAUGCCGAGUGGGUGGUAAGGAUGCGAAUCAAUACCUGGCUUAUUAAAUGGCUUUCUCCGGGAAACGUAACAACUUUCGUAUACUUUCAUUUCUUUUAAUGUAGCACGUGCUCCUGUAAUAAUUCUGGCGUUGCGUGCGCAACAGCGAUGUACACGUAAACGUAAGACUUUGUAAUUUUGUCAGUGACAGAGGCUGUCUGAAGAUUCUCGUCCAUCAUCCAGGUUCGUGUUCCUACAACUAAACCUUUUCACCCGUCUGUCUAUGAAUAGAUGGAAAAACUGACAGACAAACACUAGAGACCCCUGUCAACACCAAGCAUGGGAGAUAGAGGAGAAACAGGGAUCUAGGAGUUUACAUGGAGCGACGAGCAGAGCAUGAAUCCUUGUUUGAGGAUGCCGACUUCCCUGCCAAAACCUCCUCGCUGGCUUUGUCAGAUGUCACCCCCAUCUUCAAACUGCAGGGAGUCAUCUCCUGGCUCCGCCCUCAGGAAAUCUGUAAGUCUCCUCAGCUCUUUCCCCCGGACCUAACCCAGGCACAUGCCAAGCAGGGUGUUCUGGGAGACUGCUGGUUACUAUGUGCCUGCACUAUGCUGUUGAAGAGCAAGCACUUGAUGGACCAGGUGCUACCUCAGGGUCAGCCUCAGUGGGGCCAGCAGGGCUAUGACGGCAGCUUCCUGCUGCGCUUCUGGCAGAGGGGGGGCUGGGUGGAGGUGCGCGUGGACGACCGCCUGCCCUGCAUCGACAACAAGCUGUGCUUCUCCCAGUGCCUCUGCCCCAGUGCCUUCUGGGUCGCGCUGCUGGAGAAGGCCUACGCUAAGCUUCAUGGCUCCUACGAGGCACUCUGGGCGGGCCAGGUGAGCGAGGCUCUGGUCGACCUAAGCGGAGGAGUGGCGGAACGCUGGAGUCUACCAUCCUCAGGCGAAGAGGAGGAGGAGGAGGUGGAGGUGGAGGAGGAGGAGAAGAGAGGAGAUGCGCCUCCUGCCAGGAGGAGGAGGAGGAGGGAGCUGAGGCUGUCGGAGGCUGUGAGGGAGGCCUGUGCCGUCAGCUGCUCCUUCCACAGGGGGGCGCCAGGGGAAACUGGUGUCAGUGAGCAGUGGCAGUACCACGCAUUGAGCGUGUUAGAAUGGACCGACGUGCAGACUGUUUCUGGGGAAACUGAAUGUUUGCUUAGAAUCAGGAAUCCCUGGGGAAGGCGUUGCUGGAAUGGGGCCUGGACAGAGAAUGGUACUGGCUGGAAUACCCUUGAACUGGCCGUCUCCAGGCAACUCCUCAGCAGUACGAAGCCUGGAGAAUUCUGGGUCAACCAAAAGGAGUUCCAGGAGGAAUUUGAUGAUGUCACGGUCGGCUAUCCAAUCACCAGCGAAGGGCAUCUACAAAGCAUUUAUACUGGCGGUGUCCUGUCGCACCUGCAGCAGGUGAGGGGCCGCUGGGUGAGGGGGGAGUCGGCGGGCGGCUGCCGCAACAGCAGCAGCUACGGCUCCAACCCCAAGUUCUGGCUGCGGGUGGCCGAGCCGGCCGAGGUGGUGGCGUGCCUGCUGCAGUACGACCCGGACGAGCGGACGACAGCGGGCCUCAAGGGGUUAAUGAAAAGGGACAUGGACGCCGUCACCACACAGACGGGAGAGGGUGGCAGAGGACAGGAGCGCAGACACCAGCACGCCAUUGGCCUCCACAUGUGGAAGAUCGAGAAGAAGCACUUGAACUUGUCCCGUACGCUAAACAAGCCGCCGUGCGCGUGCACCCACUCCCAUGCGUACGAGCGCGAGGUGGUGAUGCAGGCUCAGCUGAGCGCCGGCUUCCACCUGCUCAUACCCAGCACUUUCCAGCAGGGGGCGCAGGCCGGGUUUCUGCUCAGGGUCUACUGCUCCAGCCCCGCCUCCCUCAGUGCUGUGAGGACUCGUGAGGCUGCCCAGCCGUGUGGCUCAGAGGGGGAGGGGGAGUGGGAGAGCAGCAGCUUCCACGGCUCCUGGACGCCCGGCGUGUCCGCGGGGGGCAGCCGGAACUUUCCGUCCCACCGGCAGAACCCCCACUUCCUGCUCACUGUGACCUAUGACCCCGGCGCCACCAACGUCAGGGUCACGCUGCGCCAGAACUGCCCCGAGUCGAAAUGUCAGGCCAUCGGCUUCCAUAUUUAUAAGGUACUUGAUGAUGAGGAUGGCGGCGGGCCGCUGGAGGGGGAGCCGGUGGAGAGCUGCGUGCCUCACUGCUACGCACAGGAAGUCAGCCUGGUCUGCAGCCUGAGGGGCGGGGACUACUCCAUCGUACCCUCCACCUACCAACCCGACCUCACAGGUCACUUUACCCUCACUGUGGCCCGCAGAAUACACAGGAAAGUGGUACAGAGCCAGGAGAACCUGGGGAGAGCCAUAAAGGAGGUUUCUCACAUAUCAGUGAUGCGCUGCUAGCUGCAGGUCCUUGUCGGUGCAACAUACCUACCUGCCUACAGUAGGUUCUGAUGUGCAUCCACCAUGCCUCUCUAGUCUGGACACAGAUGAAAGCUGCUCCCAUACCCCGGCCCCAAACUCCAACCUACCUUUUCCUUUCCUCCACCAGACACAAUAGGGCAGUCAUGGGUGAGCGGUUAGGGCGUCAGACUUCCAUCCCAGAGGUUGCCGGUUCGACUCCCGACCCGCCAGGUUGGUGGGGGGAUUAAUCAACCAGUGCUCUCCCCCAUCCUCCUCCAUGA
Molecule: messenger RNA, 2879 nt
Organism: Engraulis encrasicolus (European anchovy)
Lineage: Eukaryota; Metazoa; Chordata; Actinopteri; Clupeiformes; Engraulidae
Gene: capn10
Product: calpain 10
Exons: 12
Coding region: 550-2598 (682 amino acids)
Biological process (GO): proteolysis
Cellular component (GO): cytoplasm
Molecular function (GO): calcium-dependent cysteine-type endopeptidase activity
Source: RefSeq, a predicted model, not a curated record